Molecule: messenger RNA, 1546 nt
Organism: Penaeus vannamei (Pacific white shrimp)
Lineage: Eukaryota; Metazoa; Arthropoda; Malacostraca; Decapoda; Penaeidae
Source: RefSeq, a predicted model, not a curated record
CGUGCUGAGGAAGGGCGCCGCUGCGUGUUCCAAAGUCCGCUGUUUUUCUUCUGCCGGAGGGUGCUUCGUCAGGGACGUCGCUUCAUAAUAUUUCGGAAAGCCCCCGCAGAAGACCUGUACACAAACAAGAAAAUCUCUUAGGCAACAUGAACGUUAAAGCGCUUCUCGCGGCUGCCUUGGGCGCCUCCCUCCUGGCCCUCCUGCACCUCCGGCAUUACGAGACCCCCGGCGCCUCCUCCCCCCGCCGGCCGCUGCACCGAGGCUGGCAACGGGAGGGCGCGGCGUCGUGGCUGAUCCCUCUCGGAGACUCGAACCUCCCGGAUCGCCCCGCCCCCCCUCCGACUCCUGAAGACCCGCCGCCACGCCUCUCUCCUCCUCUGCCUCCUGAGGGAUACUCCACCGGCGGCGGCGAGGGCGUCCAGCCAGGCGGGAAGGCGUCCCCGCUGAAGAAGGUGGUCGUCCUCUUCAAGAAGUUCUUCAGCCUCACGAACAGUUCGGUGCUGGCGUCGCGGGGCUGCCCGGAGUGGCGGUGCCUCUUCACCUCGAACGCGAGCGAGGCGGAGAGCGCGGACGCCGUCGUCUUCCACGCCAAGUUCUCGGGCUCGAGGUCCGUGCCCAGGAGGCGCCACGCCCACCAGCGGUACAUCUGGGUGAACCGCGAAGCCCCCCCGAACACCCGGAGCCUGAUGAGGAGGAGGAAUUUCUUCAACUGGACCUACACGUACCACAGCAGCUCCGAUCUCUUCUCCCCAUCGGCGUGCUCCUGCCGAUCGAGGUCGACGGAGCUCCCAGCGCGCGCCCCGACCCCCGGCGAGAGCAGAACCACUUUCCUGAAGUACAAGCAGGACCUCGAGGCUGGAGUCUCGCUCGAGGACGACCCGCGCAAGAACUGGUCGAGGUUCCUCCGUCGCCCUCGACUGGCGGCGUGGGUGGUGUCGCAUUGCCGCACUAACUCGCGUCGUGAAACGUACGUGCGAGAACUGCGAAAGUACGUGCCGGUGUCCGUGUACGGGCGGUGCGGAUGGAUGGGGUGUCCGAAAACCAGCCGGAACAGGGUGUGCUUCGCGAAGGUUCUGGCGCCAAACUACUCGUUCUACCUGUCCUUUGAGAACAGCAUUUGCGCGGACUACAUGACGGAGAAGGUUUGGAAUGCCAUGAAGUACGGCCUGGUGCCUGUGGUGUAUGGGGGAGCCAACUACUCGGCUUUACUUCCUCCCAAUUCCUACAUUGACGCCAACAAUUUAAAACCGGAGGAUCUCGCCAGGCUUCUUAAAAGUAUUGCGGCUUCCCCUCGAGAGUACGGCCGCUACCACCUCUGGAGACUCUACUGGAAGGUCAUACAAGCCUGGCCUCACUGUGAACUGUGCUACAAGUUACACAACGACCACAGUUUUACCAGUUACCCGGAAGUGAAAGCCUGGUGGAACGCCGUUGGAAAUUGCAGAAGGCCUACAAUGUCCUAUCUUCCAGUCUCUUCAUAAAAUUACGGGCUUAAAAUAAAAUAAAAUUGUUGAUGGUUUGGAUCAUUAUCUGUUAAAAAUAAUAA